UGUUACAGAUUUUCAUAAAUAAUGAAUGGCAUGAUGCAGUCAGUAAGAAAACCUUCCCGUCUGUCAAUCCAGCAACAGGAGAAGUUAUCUGCCAGGUUGCUGAGGGUGAUAAGGCAGAUGUGGACAAGGCUGUAAAGGCAGCCAAGGCAGCUUUCCAGCUGGGCUCGCCUUGGAGAAGGAUGGACGCUUCUCACCGGGGGAAGCUGCUGAAUCGCCUUGCUGACCUGAUUGAGAGAGACCGGGCUCACCUGGCGGCGCUAGAAACUCUGGAUAAUGGCAAACCGUACUCUAUUGCCUACUUGGUGGAUUUGGACAUGGCAGUCAAAUGUCUCAGAUAUUUUGCAGGCUGGUCUGAUAAAUUCCAUGGAAAAACCAUCCCUUUAGAUGGAGACUUCUUCUGUUACACAAGGCAUGAGCCAGUGGGAGUCUGUGGACAGAUAAUCCCGUGGAACUUCCCUCUGCUGAUGCAAGCAUGGAAACUUGGGCCUGCCCUGGCUACUGGGAAUGUGGUUGUGAUGAAAGUGGCGGAGCAAACACCCCUGAGUGCUCUUUAUGUAGCUAACCUGGUCAAAGAGGCUGGAUUCCCUCCCGGCGUGGUUAACAUCAUUCCUGGCUAUGGGCCCACUGCAGGGGCUGCCAUCUCUUCCCACAUGGAGGUAGACAAAGUGGCCUUCACUGGCUCCACAGAGGUUGGGCAUCUGAUCCAGAAGGCUGCAGCAGAGAGUAACCUAAAGAAGGUGACACUGGAGCUUGGAGGAAAGAGUCCAAAUAUAAUCAUGUCUGAUGCUGACAUGGACUGGGCUGUGGAGCAAGCCCAUUUUGCCCUCUUCUUCAACCAAGGGCAGUGCUGCUGUGCUGGAUCCCGAACAUAUGUCCAGGAAGAUAUAUAUAAUGAGUUUGUGGAGAGGAGCGUUGAGAAAGCCAAGUCCAGGGUGGUUGGAAACCCUUUUGACUUUAAAACUGAGCAGGGACCUCAGGUAGAUGAGGAGCAGUUUAAGAAGAUACUUGGUUACAUUAAUACUGGGAAGCGUGAAGGAGCCAAACUGCUAUGUGGUGGCAAUCCUGCUGCAGACAGAGGCUAUUUCAUCCAGCCAACUGUCUUUGGAGACGUGCAGGACAACAUGACGAUUGCCAGAGAGGAGAUAUUUGGGCCAGUCAUGCAGAUCCUGAAGUUCAGAACAAUCGAGGAAGUAAUUGAGAGAGCAAAUGACUCCCAGUACGGUCUAGCAGCAGCAGUCUUUACAAAAGAUCUUGACAAAGCAAACUAUGUGUCUCAGGCACUGCGAGCGGGAACAGUUUGGAUAAAUUGUUAUAAUGUGUUCGGUGCACAAGCCCCAUUUGGUGGCUACAAAGCAUCUGGGAAUGGGCGAGAGCUGGGAGAAUAUGGUCUUGAUGCAUACAUAGAGGUGAAAAGUGUGACAAUCAAAAUUCCACAGAAAAACUCAUAAAGGACAGUAGUUUCUCCAUGCAUUUGACCUACGCAGCUUCAGGAGAUACAAAGCAAGGAACCCUCUUCUUAAGAUACACAAAACUUAGGUGGAGAACAUGUCACUCCACACGUAACUUCUAAAGAAAUGAUUCUGUAGAAGGUGCCUGAAGGAGCUUUUGUUUAAAACAUUACUUGGCUUUAACCUGUUAAAAUACCAAAUACAGGCAAUUGAGUACUAAUGCAUUACACAAGCCUACUCUUGUUGCACCUGGAUCUAAGAAUGUGCUUUUUUAAAGAAAAAUGCUUGUCUAAUCUGCAGGAGGCUUUUUAGUAGCCUUCAUAGCUAGCUGCAUGAGCAAACAGCUACUCCUUAACCUGUACACCUACAUCCCUCUUCCGUAAGCAAAAUGGACUGAGAACCAAUUGUGUAAUGUAGGACGGUAACAUCUCAGCAUGAAUUUGUGAAGUAAAAGUCUGUUCUCAGCUGCUCGUAUCUGCUCUCACUGUAUCUACUCAUAAUAAAACAGUCUUCUCUCAGUACA
Molecule: messenger RNA, 1971 nt
Organism: Struthio camelus australis
Lineage: Eukaryota; Metazoa; Chordata; Aves; Struthioniformes; Struthionidae
Source: RefSeq, a predicted model, not a curated record